GCUUCUAGUAGAUAAAUGCCAGCGAGGCUGUCAGGUUUCUGCAUUCUUCUCCUGGCACAGGACCUCUCUGCAGCAUCUAAGAGCAGAUCUUGUGCUAGCACUAACAGCACCUCACUGGCUGGAAGACUGGUUUGCCUGGGGGAGAGGAGGAGGUUGAGUGCACAGAUGAAUAAAAAUUCUUCCAACAUAAUGGCUUUGGUUCCCAAAACAUCUAACAAAAGAGAGACUGUGUGUAUAUUUGGAACAGGAGAUUUUGGAAGAGCUCUGGGCCAUAAACUGAUUCAGUCUGGCUACCCCGUCGUAUUUGGAAGCCGGAACCCAUGGCCAUCCAGCCUGAUUCCCAAGGAUGCAGAGGUGCUGAGCCAUGCCGAGGCAGCACAGAAAGCUGCCAUCAUUAUUAUAGCAAUCCAGAGGCAACAUUACGACUUCCUUGCAUCACUAGAGGAAACACUCCACGGAAAAGUGUUGGUGGACAUAAGCAACAACUUAAAAAUAAACCAGUAUCCUGAAUCCAAUGCAAAGUACCUGGCUCAGCUGGUGCCCAGUGCUAGGGUUGUGAAAGCCUUUAACACUGUGUCAGCCUGGGCUCUGCAGUCGGGCACCCUGGAUGCAAGCCGGCAGGUGUUUGUCUGUGGAGAUGACACAGAAGCUAAACAAACAGUAAUGGAUAUUGUUCGCGCACUGGGACUCACACCAUUAGAUCAAGGAUCUCUCUUGGCUGCUCGGGAAAUAGAAAAUUACCCUCUACAGCUCUUUCCAAUGUGGAAGCUUCAUCUUUUGUCCCUUGGCCUAACCGCAUUCUUCUUCUUCUACUGUUUGGUUCGUGACGUAAUUUACCCUUGUGUUUAUGAAAAUAAGGAUUAUUCAUUUUUUCUUGCAAUUUCCAUUCCAAAUCGGAUCUGUCCUAUAAUGGCACUCAUCCUUCUUGCCUUGGUUUAUCUCCCUGGUGUACUUGCUGCAAUUAUUCAGUUAUACAGAGGUACCAAAUACAGCCGUUUCCCAGACUGGCUGGACAAAUGGAUGCUGUGUAGGAAACAGCUUGGACUAGUAGCCUUGGCAUUUGCUUCUCUGCACGUUAUUUAUACUCUCGUUAUCCCAAUUCGCUACUAUGUAAGAUGGAGAAUUGAGGACAGAACCAUCACACAGGCACUGAACAAUAAAACUACUGCAUUUGACAACACAAAUGGCUGGCUUAGUGACUCUUAUUUGGCUUUGGGGAUUUUAGGAUUCUUUUUAUUUGUUCUUCUUGGAAUAACUUCCUUGCCUUCCGUCAGCAACAAUGUCAACUGGAGAGAAUUUCGAUUUGUACAGUCCAAACUGGGAUAUCUGACAUUGAUUUUAUGCACCGCACACACACUGGUUUAUGGUGGAAAGUGGUUCCUAAGUCCAUCAUCAUACAGAUGGUAUCUUCCAAAUGCCUAUAUGCUCUCUCUCAUCAUUCCAUGCGUUGUACUGGUUGUCAAAUUUGUGCUCAUACUUCCUUGUCUAGACAAACAACUAACACGAAUUCGACAGGGCUGGGAGAGGAAUCCCCAAUACUCGGAACAGUCAAACUACAUUAUCAACAAGUCUGCUGUGUAAUUAGACUAACCUGUAUUGUUAAAAAGAAACAAAAUUGAAGGCAAAAUGAAGUCCCUAUCCUGCUUUACCUGGAGAGAGGAAAAAGUGAGAUGCCUGGGCAGGUUCUGACUGAAAUAAAGCAAUCCCAGUGACAAACUUAAAUUUUAAAUCAAAUGAGCCUCUUGAGAUCCUGCACCCCAGACAUGCUUUCACACAGGCCUUUUUCUUUUUCUCCCCUUGUUCACCCUCCAUUCCUGACAGGAGGAUGAGAGAAGCGUUCAAUGUAUCAGUCACUUGAAAUCUCCAGUGCUGGCCAGAAUCAGAGCAACCUCUCAUAUUAGAUGGUUUCUGCUCCUCUUCACUGUCCUGCCCACUGGUGCUCAGAUCUGCAUGCUCUUGCACACACGUACAUACAUUUAUAAACACCCUGUUUCCCUCUCUGAAGCCACCAGACUGUAGAGCGGGCACAGGACAAGCAUUAGCUGAAAGCUCUCAUCUUCCCAACAUUAGUUUGUCCCCCAGUAACAUCUGGUCAAAGAGAUCUAUAUUCAUGCCUUAGAAAUGGCUGAAUAAGAUUUCCUUGGUUUAUGCACUCUAAUGUUCAAAGAGCAUCUGCUGAAGAUGCUGAACCCUUGCUAUACUGCAGAAACUCAGGUGGCAAGGGGAUAGAGGAGAGACCAAAAUGUCAAAAAGACAUGAGAUGUGCUCACCAGCCUAAGCUUCUCUGCAAGUACAUGCACACAGUGGUUGGUAAAUCUGUGAAAGCAGUGAGCUUGUGUAAGAAAAGGAGCUGAUGGAAAACAUCGUUUUAUUAGGAGUUUAUACUGCAUGUCAUAAUUAUAUAUCACAAACAAUAGAUUGUUGAUUUUUCUGAAUUUUUUUGGAUGCAAUGUUAUAAAUAUUCUAUGAAAAUGCAUAUAUUCUAAUCUCAAUAAACAAAAUUCUUUGUA
This is a messenger RNA of Meleagris gallopavo (turkey), 2510 nucleotides long. RefSeq names its product STEAP4 metalloreductase (gene STEAP4). Lineage: Eukaryota; Metazoa; Chordata; Aves; Galliformes; Phasianidae. Gene Ontology annotation, molecular function: ferric-chelate reductase (NADPH) activity; cupric reductase (NADH) activity. Gene Ontology annotation, cellular component: endosome; plasma membrane. The record is from RefSeq and is a predicted model, not a curated record. Gene Ontology annotation, biological process: copper ion import.